AUGGAAGAAUUACAAGCCCGCGAGAAGCCAUCCUCUGCAGUGUCGGUGAAGAAGGAGAAGAUUACAGGGCGUGGAUCUGAUCCACAAGAUGUGGAGGUCGGCAUGGUGGCAGCUCUGAACCAUGGAGAGACAGGACUGAAGCGCAAUUUCAACAUGGUCAGCAUCAUGGCCCUAGGAUUCAACACGUCGAACAGCUGGAUGGCUAUCGCAGGUAGUCUGCCCCUGGCUAUUGCAGGAGGCGGUACAGUGACCUUACUCUACGGUGUUCUGGUCGUUUGUUUUGCCAUGUCCUGCGCUGGACUCAGGCUGGCCGAGCUGGCUGCAGUGAUCCGACCGCGGGUGGACAAUACCAUUCCACUUCAAUGCUGGCUCCGUCACAGCACCGCUGAUGGCUAUCUUAUCUGUGUGGAUUGCUUGGGUCGCUUCGGAACGCCCUUCGGAACAGUCCUUAUCGAUUAUGGGGGGGAUGAUAGAUAA
Aspergillus homomorphus CBS 101889 is the source of this 477-nucleotide messenger RNA. RefSeq lists its product as uncharacterized. The transcript has a single exon. NCBI's taxonomy places the organism in Eukaryota, Fungi, Ascomycota, Eurotiomycetes, Eurotiales, Aspergillaceae. The coding region runs from base 1 to 477 and encodes 158 amino acids. The record is from RefSeq and is a predicted model, not a curated record.